Molecule: messenger RNA, 3647 nt
Organism: Myxocyprinus asiaticus (Chinese sucker)
Lineage: Eukaryota; Metazoa; Chordata; Actinopteri; Cypriniformes; Catostomidae
Product: adenosine 5'-monophosphoramidase HINT3
Exons: 5
Coding region: 2835-3347 (170 amino acids)
Molecular function (GO): catalytic activity
Source: RefSeq, a predicted model, not a curated record
CAUAAAAAUAAAUUUUAAUAAAUUAAUAGAUCCCAAUCUUGACACAACUAGAUAAUUAAUCAGCUUUGCACAUCCAGGAAUGGAAACUGAAAUUGUAUUCUAUUUAUGGAUCAUGCAGAUUUCUACAUUACAAAUCUAUUUUUAGCCUAAUAUGAUUUUGCAUUUAACAUUUGUUUGCAAAAUGUUCACUCAGAUCUUUUCAGUCAGGGUGUCCCUGUGUGCUUAAACGGCAGUCCAGGGGCAGUGGGGAGCUUUUCUCUAGUGCUGAGAGAGGGCAGAACUGUUUUGAUGCCAGUGUAGGAGGUGGCACCUGUGAAAAUGCACUUCUCAGUGCUGUCCCUCAUUUUUUUAUUAUUAUUUUUUACACAUAAGCACUGUUUUUCGCCAUGAUUUUUGCAUACUAAAAUAUUUUAAAAUAAGCUAUGAGUGGGUACAAUAGGAAACAAUGUUUGGGUAAACAGAAAACAAAUUGAGUCUAAAUGAAGGAUUGGAAAGCUCCUGGGAGGAAGUUUUGAAUUUGGGAAUGCAGAGGUCUGGAGACACUUCUGGCAAACAAUCAAGUCUGCAACCUUAGAUUUAUAGUGUGCGAGAAAAAUGGCCUACUACCAUACUAUUUCUACCAUACAUAGAAAUGGCAGAAGGUAUGCCAUUCCGAACUCAGACAGAAUCUGUGUGCAUUUAGCUUGCCCUCCCAAUGAACUCUUCGUAUUGACAGAUGGCACUAAAUCUAAUCUCUAUACAUUUAUUGAAUGGCUGUGCUCCUCUUAAUCUUGACAGUUCAUCUGAACAUAAACAUUUGUAAGAUUUAUUCCAUCAGAAAUGUUUUAAGCUUAAUUGAUCUAAUUUUGUGCCUUUGGAAAAUAUAGAUCUGAAAUUCUGUUAUCUUGGAUAUGAAAAGUUUUUAUGUCUAUUUGUUAAUGGGGAAUUUGUGGACAUAAUAAUGUAUUGACAUUUGAGGAAUAAAAAAAGAUUGGGCUUGGGCUAAAACGGCCCCCAGUGGCAUGUUGUUGUUGGUGUUAUUAAUAUUUAUGUUAAAUGAUGUUUAUUAUCGUUAGUAUUUUAAAUUAUUCCAUGUGUUAGAUGUACAUUUCAAACAUCUUCACUAUUUAUAAUGUAACCUAUAGGCUUAUAAAGUAGAAUUCAAACUGAAUUCAUAGAAUCAUGAAUUCAUUAUGACAUCCCUUCAAUUAAAAAUAUAGACAUCUGUACGAUAGAUUACAUUUCAGAUGAAUCUCUUUCACUUUGAUUCUGUUAACUUGUCAUUAUUCAGUUAGUCAAUUAUUCAACUUAAUUGUGAAAAUACAUAAUUACAUAGAAUAUUUCAUUUAGUAUGUUACAUUUAAGGAAUAUUCUGGGUUCACUACAAGUAAAGCUUAAUUGACAGCAUUUGUGGCAUAAUGUUAAUUACCACAAACAUUUUCUUGAAAAAAAAAUAAAAAUAAAAUAAAAAAUAAAAAUUAGGGUUACAGUGAAUGUGAAUGGGGAAAAUGCAUAAACAUCACAUCACUGUUUUAAAAGUAUAUCCACAAGAUGAAGAAUUUUAGUGUGAUAAAAUCGCUUACUAACCUUUUCUGUGUAAAAUGAUAUCCAAUUUUACAACUUAGAUGCCAUGACUAGGUAAUGCUGUGAACCCUAAAACGACUGUAAAAACUACAAUUUAAACAACGUUUCUGCUCAAAUAAAACAGAAGAAUUCAUGUAAGUGCUUUUAUAAAAUUAUAAGCUUCACAUUUCUGCCUUUCAGCCCUCCAAAAUUUGGCCCCAUUCACUUCCAUUGUCAGUGCCUCACUGUAACCUUGUUUUUGUUUUUUUAAAGGAGGGAUGAGUCGAAAUAAUUUUUGUGGUGAUCAACAUUAUGCCACAAAUUGCUGUCGAUUGAGCCUAACUUGUACUGAAUUCGGAAUAUUACUUUAAAUUACAAAAAUGCAUUAUUAAGAAUGAAAUCAGAUGUCUUACACAUUCUGGAAAAAAAACAAACAAAAAAAAAACAAAAACAAAUGACAGCUGGGACAGGCUUACCUUGUGGCCCGUUUUCAUAAUUUUGAUUUUGUGCUAUGACAACAAAGUUAGCAAAUGUUUCCAUUAAUUCCAUAAUUAUCCUGUUCAUGCUUCAUGUCUUCAGCUCUGAAGAACUUGCAUCUUUAUAUAUUAUGUAUGUUUUCCUCUUGACCGAUAAUCACUGAUUCUAUCACAUUUUUAAAAAAUCACACCUGUUGAGGAGAGAACAAAUGAAUACAAACAAACUCUGGUCUCCAUAUGUCCAAUAGAAGCCUUUUCGAAGACGAGAAAAAACACAUUUUGGGGGGUUUGUGGUUGGACUAAUUGAUCUGCCAUAUCAAAACUGAGGUGUGGAUUGAAUAACAUUUGCUAUAAGUAUAACUAAAAAUGAGGUAUUGAUCAGAGAGAUAUCAUCAGUACAAUAGCUAUGUUAUCAACAUCAAUAUCACAGAAUUACAUCUAAUGUAUGAUUAUGACGGUGUGGUGGGUUCAGUGACUUUGACUUGACGUGUGUCAAAUGAUCCCAACAACAUUGUGAAGAAAUGCAGAUCUUAGUGUUGAUGAUGAUGAAGUUAAAUCAGAGCUCUGUCCACAGAAAGAUCUGAAAGCAAAUCUCUGAAAGAAAAUUACCAGCAACAUGUAUUCAAGACCCUUUUAAUACCAAUUGGCUAUUUAAGAAGGUUUAUUACGACAGCUUUACGUAACCAGAAUGAGUAAACCGAUUCCCGUAAAAUCCAUGAAACACGUCAACACGGAAAAAAACUGGUCGUGGUUUUUGAUCAAAUAAGGUCAGAGUGACUGAGUCAGUUCCAUUUCCCCUGAGACUGCGCUGCCAGAAUGACAGAAGAAAAGUGUUCCGAAGAAAAUAAGAGAUAUUCCUCUAACGACAGCUCGGAUUCAGAUUGUACUUUUUGCUUGAUCGCACGAGGCGACCAUCCACACACUCACAUAUUGGUUGAUGAUAAGGACAUUGUUUGUUUCCAGGAUAUAAAUCCAGGUGCACUUCAUCACUACCUGGUUGUACCCAAGAAACAUAUCCAUAGUUGUUUGUCAUUCAAAGCAGAUGAUAUCAGUCUUGUUAGGAGGAUGGCAGAAAUAGGAAAGGCUGUAUUAAAAGCCAAGAAUGUCACAGAUUUUGAAGACAUCAGCCUAGGGUUCCAUGUGCCACCAUAUAUCACCGUUCCUCACCUGCACCUGCAUGUUCUUGCACCUUUCAGUCAACUGCAUAUAGAGACAAGGUUCAAGUAUACAGACUACUGGUACCUCACUGUGGAAAAGUUGCUGAAAAUAUUGGAUGAUCUGGAAAAGACUAAAGAUGGUAGUCUUAAAACUGACAAUGACUAUUUAUAACUGAAUAUUUAUAUAUUAGUACUAGUACUAAUUUAAACAGGUGGAAAUGUUGAUUUACAGUAUGUGCAGUUGUUAACAUAUUCUACAUUAAUUUAUUAAUUGUCACACCAUUGUAUGCAGUGUUCAUGUUUGAAUGGUCUGAUUAAAAUCAGCUAGCAUCCUUGUAGCAGAACCCCUGCUGCUAACAAAAGGCCUACUUUUGGUUUGUCUGAACUUUUACAUUAAAUGACUCAAAAACUGACCAUGAACUUAAAGCACAAAAAGGUGCAAAUUUAUAUUAAAUUUAGAAGGCAAAACUCA